Messenger RNA from Amphibalanus amphitrite, 1645 nucleotides. Its product is annotated as ly6/PLAUR domain-containing protein 6B-like. Gene Ontology annotation, molecular function: acetylcholine receptor regulator activity. The coding region runs from base 297 to 809 and encodes 170 amino acids. The record is from RefSeq and is a predicted model, not a curated record. The transcript has 4 exons. Lineage: Eukaryota; Metazoa; Arthropoda; Thecostraca; Balanomorpha; Balanidae.
CAAAUGGUAAAACCAUUACAGGUUUUCAAAGGCUUCACCACUUUCAAUGUUGCUGGGUAUCUUUUGCAUGAUUUUUACAGGCUAGACUGCUUAUUAGAAUGUAAAAUUAAGGAUUUAAAAUUUUAUAUUUGAGUACUUAAGAUUGAGCUUGAAAUCUCACAGCCGUGGCCACAGCCGUAGCCGUGUUCUUGGAGAUAUUUGCAGCCGCCCCGGCCCACAGCCGUGGGGCUGCAGCCAGCCGCGGCUGCAGCCGGCCGGUGCAGACCUCUAAUACGAAGACAGGCUGGCGAUGCGCCAUGCGACUGCUGCUGCUGAUUCUCCUGGGAAGAAUUCGACUUGGACUCUCAGGCGGUGACAGCGACACGACCCAGGUCCCAGUGAACCCGCUAUCGUGCUACUUUUGUGAAAACGUUCAGAAUAACUACAUCUGUAACCGCUUCGCCAUCGACAUGCCUUGUCCGCCAGGUACCGAGUUCUGCCGGACGCUGCACAUCAUGGACAGUGUUGGUGACAGCGUGGUGGUCAACAAGCACUGCGCCUUCGCCGACCAGUGCCGGCCCGACCUGGUGGGAUGCCUCGAGCAGGACAGACAGAGCACAUGUGUCUCCUGCUGCCAAGCGCCCUACUGCAAUGAGUCGGUGCCAACCAAUCACAGUAACGCGAUAAUCGAGCCAGGCCCGACAGCGCCGACCCGAGCUGUGACCUCAGCCGGGUCAAGGUCAGAGCGACUUCCCGGAGCAGUCGUUCGGUCGUCGGCCGCGCUCAGUGCGGUGCUAUCGCUAGUGCUGCUUGUCUUUGAUUCCGGCUGAGGCGUUUUCUAUAGGUUAGCUUAAUAUGUGAUCAAGAAUAUUGUUAACAAUAGCUUUAGUUUGAAUGUAGUUAUUUGCUCAAAUGUCUUUGUUCCUGUUAUGGCGGAAAGGCACCAAGUAACAAUGCUUCUCUAUGCAUGGUGUUUCUGGCUACGAGCUCGUUCUUUACGAUCUGACACAUUCCCUCGCUGUUCGUAUUGUCUGGAGGAUGAUUGAUGCAUCAUGAUCAGUGUUUUGCCCCUUUAUUCUUGAUGUAGAAGCACCGAAUUCUUUCAGAAGCUCUUCAUCAGGGUCAGCUAGGAUCGAGGCCAACAGAAUCAGGCAUCCGAUAGAGGAUAGCUACUUGAGAUCCUUCGGUAUCAAUCUGGAAUCAGUAGCAAUCUAAUGACAUUUAAUUCAUACGGUAUUUUCGAUAACUAUUAGUUAUUCAGUCUAUUGUGGAGUGCUGGAGAUGGGAGGCAUCCUAAUUUAAUACUUCAUCCAAGUGGUACCUGUCAUGCUGCAUUGAAUAUGGAGUGAAUUGUUGAUGUUCGUAGAACACGUAUUAAGUUCUUUUUCAGAUACAACAGCAGUGUUUUGACAAGGCGCGUGUGGAGGUACUUAUGCGUGUGUGCUUGCGAGUAGUUUGUUUUAACGAAUAUUUUGACUGCUUUCUUUUAGCUACAUACAUCUGGAAUGAAGAGAAAGGGUUGAGUGUCAUUAAUAUGAUGUAAAUUUCUUCAUAUCACUUGUAAUUUAGAUGUGGCUAUCAUUAGCCCUUAGGCAGUGUCGUCAAUUUCCAUUUAAGAUAUACGAGUAUAUUGUGCGAAUAAAGGAAACUUGUUUGCGUUGAGAAA